This is a messenger RNA of Dunckerocampus dactyliophorus (ringed pipefish), 3178 nucleotides long. RefSeq names its product cullin 5b (gene cul5b). Gene Ontology annotation, biological process: SCF-dependent proteasomal ubiquitin-dependent protein catabolic process; protein ubiquitination. Gene Ontology annotation, cellular component: Cul5-RING ubiquitin ligase complex; SCF ubiquitin ligase complex. The record is from RefSeq and is a predicted model, not a curated record. Bases 23 to 2365 code for a protein of 780 amino acids. NCBI's taxonomy places the organism in Eukaryota, Metazoa, Chordata, Actinopteri, Syngnathiformes, Syngnathidae. Gene Ontology annotation, molecular function: ubiquitin protein ligase binding. The transcript is spliced from 19 exons.
CGAGACUAUAAGUUAAGGGAACAUGGCGACGUCUAAUUUGCUAAAGAACAAAGGCUCCCUUCAGUUUGAGGACAAAUGGGACCUGAUGCGUCCGAUCGUGCUAAAGCUCUUACGGCAAGAGUCCGUCACCAAACAGCAGUGGUUUGACCUUUUCUCAGACGUCCAUGCAGUGUGCCUGUGGGAUGACAAAGGCCCUGCCAAGAUCCACCAGGCCCUUAAAGAGGACAUCCUAGACUUCAUCAAACAAGCACAAGCUCGGGUGUUGAGUCACCAGGAUGACACGGCGCUGCUUAAAGCCUACAUCGUAGAAUGGAGGAAGUUCUUCACGCAGUGCGACAUCCUGCCAAAGCCUUUCUGCCAGCUGGAGAUCACGCUGAUGGGCAAGCAGGGCAGCAACAAGAAGUCCAACGUGGAGGACAGCAUCGUCCGCAAGCUGAUGCUGGACACGUGGAACGAGUCCAUCUUCUCCAACAUUAAGAACAGAUUACAAGACAGUGCAAUGAAGCUGGUCCAUGCCGAGCGGCUGGGGGAAGCCUUCGAUUCGCAACUGGUCAUAGGAGUGCGGGAGUCCUACGUGAACUUGUGCUCCAAUCCUGACGACAAGCUGCAGAUCUACAGAGACAACUUUGAAAAGGCCUACAUGGACUCGACCGAGCGCUUCUACAGAACGCAGGCGCCCGCCUAUCUCCAACAGAAUGGCGUCCAAAACUACAUGAAAUAUGCUGAUUCCAAGCUGAGGGAAGAGGAGAAACGUGCACUGCGAUACCUGGAGACGAGGCGCGACUGCAACUCUGUACAAGCAUUGAUGGAGUGUUGCGUCAACGCAUUGGUGACGUCCUUCAAGGAGACCAUCUUAGCUGAGUGUCCAGGCAUGAUCAAAAGGAAUGAAACCGAGAAGUUGCAUCUGAUGUUCUCGCUGAUGGACAAAGUGCCUAGCGGCAUCGAGCCCAUGCUGAAGGACCUGGAGGAGCACAUCAUGAGUGCCGGCCUGGCUGACAUGGUGGCGUCUGCCGAGACGAUCACCUCCGACUCUGAGAAAUAUGUGGAGCAGCUGCUCACGUUGUUCAACCGCUUCAGUCGGUUGGUGAAGGAAGCCUUUCAAGACGACCCGCGUUUUCUCACCGCGAGAGACAAAGCAUACAAAGCAGUCGUCAACGAUGCCACUAUAUUUAAAUUAGAACUUCCCAUGAAACAGAAAGGUGUGGGCUUAAAAACUCAACCCGAGUCCAAGUGUCCGGAGCUGCUGGCCAACUACUGCGACAUGCUGCUGAGGAAAACCCCGCUGAGCAAGAAGCUCACAUCGGAGGAGAUUGAGGCCAAGCUCAAAGAAGUGCUGUUGGUACUUAAGUAUGUCCAGAACAAAGAUGUGUUCAUGCGCUACCACAAAGCCCACCUGACCCGCCGCCUCAUCCUCGACAUCUCGGCAGACAGCGAGAUCGAGGAGAACAUGGUGGAGUGGCUCAGGGAAGUAGGAAUGCCAGCUGACUACGUCAACAAGUUGGCCAGGAUGUUCCAGGACAUUAAAGUGUCCGAGGACCUCAAUCAGUCUUUCAAAGAAAUGCAUAAACACAACAAGUUGGCUUUACCAGCGGACUCUGUCAACAUCAAGAUCCUGAACGCUGGAGCAUGGUCGAGGAGCAGCGAGAAGGUGUUCGUUUCACUGCCCACCGAGCUGGAAGAUUUGAUCCCGGAGGUGGAGGACUUUUACAAGAAAAACCACAGUGGACGCAAGCUUCACUGGCAUCACCUCAUGUCUAAUGGCAUUAUCACCUUCAAGAACGAGGUGGGUCAGUACGACCUGGAGGUGACCACUUUCCAGUUGGCCGUGCUCUUUGCUUGGAACCAAAGGCCCCGGGAGAGGAUCAGCUUCGAAAACCUCAAGCUUGCCACGGAGCUGCCAGAUGCCGAGCUCAGACGGACUCUCUGGUCUCUGGUGGCGUUUCCCAAACUCAAGAGGCAGGUGUUGUCAUACGACCCGGUGGUGUCAUCACCCAAAGACUUCGCCGAGGGAACGCUAUUCUACGUCAAUCAAGAGUUUUCCCUCAUAAAAAAUUCAAAGGUUCAGAAGAGAGGGAAGAUCAACCUGAUUGGUCGGCUGCAGCUCACCACGGAGCGAAUGCGAGAGGAGGAGAAUGAGGGCAUUGUCCAGCUCAGGAUACUAAGAACACAGGAGGCCAUAAUUCAGAUCAUGAAGAUGAGGAAGCGCAUCAACAAUGCCCAGCUGCAGACAGAGCUGGUGGAGAUCUUAAAGAACAUGUUUUUACCACAGAAGAAGAUGAUCAAGGAGCAGAUCGAGUGGCUGAUCGAUCACAAGUACAUCAAGCGGGACGAGACCGAUAUAAACACCUUCAUCUACAUGGCAUAGCACAGUGGCGGGUGUGACGGUUUGGACCUUUUGGUUUUUGGGUUUCAAUCAGGCCUGAUGGACACUAGAAUACUUCCAGGCCCCCCCCAUCCCCUUUUCCUCUAUUUAAAAAUAAAUCCUGUGCAGGGAGGCAUGAAUUAAAGACUUGAGACCUAUUUAAAAACACUUCCUGCCUUAAAGUUGUAUGAAGAGAAAAAAAAAAAGAGUCUGCACCUAAUGGUUGUAACUGUUUUUAUUUGGGACUUGAGAUGAGGCUGUAAUUCAUGUUUCUAAUUUUGUUUUUUCCGGAUGCUACAGUGUGCCGGCUAGUCUCUCCCGCCCGAUGCUUGUGGAGUUCUACCAACUGGCUUGAGGAUCCCGGAAAACGAUUUCUUCUUUUUUUUUUUUUUUUUUUUUUUUAUAAACAGUCCGGCCGAGGCCUCUGUGCUUUAAAUCCAGUUUCUUGGCAGGGCCGCCCCCCGCCCCUGUUGUUUGUAUUAUUGUUGUGAGAGUAAGUCAUCACCUAAUCACGACUUUUGAGAGUGCAUACAGUGCCACAUCACAGGUUUUUCCCGGACUCAAUCUCCAUUUGUGGAGUAAAACGUAGGAUUGGUGUCCCCAGGGACAGCAGGGGGGCGGUGGUGGUGGUGUCGGGAGUCUUAACUGGGAGCUCACUUGCAUUUGCAAAAAAAAAACAAAUCUUCUGCAGGAAGUCUCGGGAAGAGAGGCAGAGGUCAGUAUUAAGCGUGGUAAAAGCAUACAGUUCAGAUGCGUGUCGGAGGGGUGUACUGUGAGAUGUGUAUAAUGAAAUAAAAACAGCACCUUAUCAUGAAA